GAUCCGGCAAUCAGCGCGCGACCUCGCCGACGUCCGCGCAAAAGAUUCGAGAUCUCGAAGCUCGUCGGCGACAAUCCCUCCACAACCGUGCCUGUCCAGAUCCCUCCGACCUCCCGCGACCCAAUAUGGUUCUCAAGCUCAGACUCGCCCGCUUUGGGCGCACCAAUGCCCCCUUCUACAACAUUGUCGUCGCCCACGCCAGAACCGCGCGCAACAGCAAGCCUCUCGAGGUCAUCGGCACAUACGACCCCGUCCCCAAGAAGGACACCUACGACACCUCGGGGAAGCUGCACAAGGACAUCAAGCUGGACGUCACGAGGGCGAAGUACUGGAUAGGUGUGGGAGCUCAGCCGACCGAGACUGUUUGGAGGUUAUUGUCCUAUGUCGGCAUCCUAGAGCCCAAGUACAAGAAGUCGCAACCGGUGCAGGAGCAAAAGACCAAUGCUUGAGCGAGCAAGAUACCGAGCGAGAACGCAUCUUUCGAUUCCAUACCACCAGACAAACCCGGUUCUUCCACCCGUAAUGCUCGCAU
Neurospora tetraspora is the source of this 532-nucleotide messenger RNA. RefSeq names its product ribosomal protein S16, mitochondrial. Gene Ontology annotation, biological process: mitochondrial translation. The record is from RefSeq and is a predicted model, not a curated record. Gene Ontology annotation, molecular function: structural constituent of ribosome. The transcript has 3 exons. NCBI's taxonomy places the organism in Eukaryota, Fungi, Ascomycota, Sordariomycetes, Sordariales, Sordariaceae. Bases 126 to 449 code for a protein of 107 amino acids. Gene Ontology annotation, cellular component: mitochondrial small ribosomal subunit; ribosome.